Lycium barbarum (goji berry) is the source of this 1240-nucleotide messenger RNA. Its product is annotated as wall-associated receptor kinase 3-like. The transcript has 3 exons. Lineage: Eukaryota; Viridiplantae; Streptophyta; Magnoliopsida; Solanales; Solanaceae. Bases 110 to 1009 code for a protein of 299 amino acids. Gene Ontology annotation, molecular function: polysaccharide binding. The record is from RefSeq and is a predicted model, not a curated record.
CACCGAAAAGAGCAUACCCCACUGACUCAGAUAUUUGUCUGUCACACUUGAGAGGUUCAUUUUCCACAUUCAUCAGUAACUCAAAUCACUCUCUUCAAGACCUUUCAUCAUGUCAUUUUCUACAAAAAUCUUUCUAGUUUUUCUUCUAAUUCAUCCACUUGAAGCUAUUCCAAGUAUCAUUCCACUAAAUGGUUCUUGUACUGACAGAUGUGGCAGCAUUGUCCUAAAAUAUCCCUUUGGUUCCGGAUUUGGUUGUGGACAUCCAGCAUUUUCAAGAUUCAUAAAAUGCACUUCUGGUGUUCUUCAGUUUUCCACUGGCACUGGCAUUUACACUAUAUCCUCACUAGAUUACUCAACCAACACUCUUGUUCUUACUGACCCCUUUAUGUCAACAUGUUCCUCAAUGCAAAACUCAGGCAGUUUUACAUUGGACCAUUCAACUCCAUUCAGCAUUAUGAAACAAAACAUCUUUGUUUUACUUGGAUGUUCCACAACAUCUGCUGUGUUUGAUCCAAAACAAGAUUUGUGUGACACCGGUUCGGGUUCAAAUGUUUGUAAGGGACUUUAUUCUUGCAAAGGGUUGACAGGGAUUGGAUUAACACCAAAUGGUCCAAUUUCAACUUGUUGUGUUUAUGAUCCACCAGUUCCUAUUGGUUCAGGUUAUGGUUUGAACUUGCCUAGGCUUCAGUGUUCUUCGUAUUCGUCGAUAUAUGGCUUUGGAGGAAAUGAAGGAGAUCCUAUGAAAUGGCAAUAUGGGAUUUCUUUGCAGUAUAAUAAUUCAUAUUAUCCUGAUGAUUCUUGCAAGAACUGUGAGGACAGUGGUGGAUUCUGUGGUUUUUCUGGUUCAGAUGAGUCUUUUGCUUGCAUUUGUAGGAAUGGUGUUAACACUACUAUUAAUUGCUAUGGAAGAGGAUAUGCUUCGAGUGGGACAUGGAGACACAAGAUUCAAACAGAAAUGAGCGGUGGAGGAAUCUUAUUCCUUUGGAUGAUGAUGAUGCUUUUCAUGUAAGGCAAAGGGGAUCUUGUUUUAGUUUCAGGACCAUGAAUGAAAGUGCAAACAGUCCAUAUAUAUUCUCUGGAAUUCAUUUAUACCAAGAUUAGACUGAAAACUACUUAAUUGAUCAGAAGCCUGGAUUUGGCUCUGUAAUUAGAUUAUUGUAGCUUCUUAAUAUGAAUUUAAUGGCUUCUUAACAUUAAGAAUAUUUUGUGUUUACUAAUUACAUGUUCAAGUCUUGUUACA